AUGUCCUUGACCACCGCCCUUAGACCAGUCGGCCUCCCAUUCGGCGGUGGCUCAAGACGAGAAAGCUCAUUGCCCGACAACUCUUCCACGCGACCAUUCCACCAUGAAGUCAACUACAUCAACCUUCACCGCACCCUCAUCCGCUAUCAGCACUUGAUUCUCCUGACGCCGUCCCCCGCUGCCGGCAACACGACAGAACUGACGCCACUGCAACGGCAGGUUCAGGCCGAGCUAUGGUCGCCUUUACCGUACCAUCGCACGAAGUGGCUGCGCAACGUGGAAGGCGCUCGGACAUCGCUGCUACAGUUGGAGAGAAAGGCACAAACUAUUCGCGUACAACGGUCAAAAUAUGAGGCAGUCAAGGAUUUGGCCGAGAAGAGGGCUGUCAUAAAGAGGCUGCGGAACAGAAUAGAGGAAAUCGGGAGGGAGGUUGAGAUGUUGGCUACAGACAAUUGGAAACCUCCGUUUCGAGAUGUCGAGGGCGAAACGGUCUACGACUUUCUGCAAAGGCACGCCGAAUCUCGAGGCCCAACGAGUGUGGUAGGCGAGAAUACCCAAGACGCGCUGCUGGAAGAAGGCAAAACUGUGACGAAAGUGGAGAAAGAGCCCUCUACGCCAGACAAACAGGGUGACGAAGUGACAAAGGAAGAGUUAUUCGGAUCAUCACACCUGCGACGGAGAGGCAAAGGACACGAGGUCCAUCAGCCGCCCGCGCAAACGAGUGGCUUCUCAAACCUACCUGCCACGGAGCGGUCACUGCUGGAUUCCUCGAGGGUGCACGAGGAUAUCACGGCGUCGCUAGUGAACAUGGCAGCUCAACUCAAACAGGAGCAGAGGAAGCUGCAAUUCUCCCUCGAGCAGGACAAGAGCAUCCUUGGACGAGCAAUCGAGGGGCUCGAUGUCAGCCUAAGUGGCAUGGAAGCAGCGAGCAAGAAUAUGAAAUUCCUUCAGCGGAUGAGUGAAGAAGAAGGUUGGCUUGGGAGGCUGAAACUCUAUGCCAUGAUCUUUGGCAUGUGGAUCGUGGCAUUUCUGCUUGUGUUUGUGUGCCCCAAAUUGCGAUUCGGGUGA
Molecule: messenger RNA, 1068 nt
Organism: Cladophialophora carrionii CBS 160.54
Lineage: Eukaryota; Fungi; Ascomycota; Eurotiomycetes; Chaetothyriales; Herpotrichiellaceae
Exons: 1
Coding region: 1-1068 (355 amino acids)
Biological process (GO): retrograde vesicle-mediated transport, Golgi to endoplasmic reticulum
Cellular component (GO): endoplasmic reticulum; SNARE complex
Molecular function (GO): SNAP receptor activity
Source: RefSeq, a predicted model, not a curated record